CUCGACAAGUCCAGGUCGCCGAUGGAUGUUUGCAUGCUCGGUGAAGAUAAGAUGGUGUUUGUUAACGGUAGGGAUGCGGCUAUCGUAGGCCCAUGGGUUUGCUAGUCGCUCCACGCGGUGUCAUACAGUAGCUCUCUCCCACCUUCUCACGUUUAUCGCCGCUCUUCCUCUCUUCUACAACAACUUCCAAGGUUGCGUCCAGACCCGUGACACUACUUUCAAAAACGCUUAAUACCUCUGUGACUAUCCCAUCAUGUCGGCCGCAGUCUGCCCAGUUGUCGGAACCACCACCAACGUACUUCCGCCAAACCACCCCUCUAUCGCCGAUGAUUCUGGCGAAGCACGAUGCCCAGUGACCAACGCCAAAGUCGAACAUCAUGGAAACAUCGUGAACCACCCGGGCACCAGCAUUCCGGACGCUGCUGACGCGCAGGACGCUUCGGCGUGCCCCGCUCUCAAGAACGCCAACAACAAGAACUCCAUCACCGAUGCUACCUGCCCAGUCGUCGGUCCCGUGAACGCUCACCUUCCUCCCUCUCACCCAGCUCUGACUGAGCAAGAUUCGGGUGCGGUCUGCCCUGUUACAAAUGCGACGCUUGAGCACCAUGCUGGCAAGAUCGCAGAGCACAAGACAGUCGCGAAGGAUGCUUCAAGCCAGAAGUGCCCCGUUGCUGGCGCGACUUCGUCGUAGAUGGUUCUUCGUGGAAGAUUGACAAGAUGUGGCCGGCUCUGGCCUGGCGAAUGAAUCUCGAGGUGAUGGCGCAGCGCCAGCAUUCUGGUUGUAUGUGCUCGCAAUUCUGAACAGAAAACAAGCUUCCGAGCAAAGAAGUACUGGUUCAUUGCAGGCUAUCGAGUGAUCUGUAUACCCGCGCUUCGUCGCAAUUGAUCCUCGAGGCAGAAUACAAUUCAUUCAGCAAAACCUACCUAGUCCACAAACGUUUUCUUUAGUGACAUGCUUUACUCUCAUUAAAC
Molecule: messenger RNA, 972 nt
Organism: Dissoconium aciculare CBS 342.82
Lineage: Eukaryota; Fungi; Ascomycota; Dothideomycetes; Mycosphaerellales; Dissoconiaceae
Exons: 2
Coding region: 254-691 (145 amino acids)
Source: RefSeq, a predicted model, not a curated record